AUGGACGUGGGCGCGGAGGAGUUCGAACAGAUUCUCCCGCUGCUGCAGGAGCUGGUCUUGGGUGCGGACUUCGUGGGGCUGGAUAUAGAGUUCACCGGCCUACGCUCCAGCCUGUCUGGGCCUCAGAUCAGUCUGUUUGACUUGCCGUCGGAGUGGUAUCUGAAGACCCGGCAGAGUGUCCACCAGUUUACCAUCUGUCAGAUUGGGUUGUCUGUGUUUUCCAGUGUCAAAGGAGAGGCCAACAAGUAUGUUUCCCAUUCAUGUAACUUCUUUCUCUUCCCUACAACGUUUGGGAUUUUGGAUUCAGAAUUCUCUUUCCAGGCUUCUAGUGUUCAGUUUUUGAAUCAGUAUGGCUUUGACUAUAACAAGUUUCUCAAAAAUGGAAUCCCAUAUAUGAAUGAAGAACAAGAGAAAAAAAUUAAACACAGUAUCCUGAGUGGAAACUGGAGAGUUCGCAGUUCUUUGGAUAAAGACCAAAUCAAGGUGGUGAUUGAGGAAGUGACGCGGUGGCUGGACCUGGCAGAGGAAGGCGAUUGCAUGACUCUCCCGGGCAUCACUGGGUUCCAGGCCUUCGAGGUACAGCUAGUGCUGCAGCAAGCUCUCCCCAACGUCUGGAUGGUGCUGACGGAGCACAAAGUGAUAGUGAAGAAGGUGAACUCACAGCAUCGCUGGUAUCUGGAGAACGCGUCUUGUGAGCGAGAGAGCUCCUGGAAGGAGAAGAUUCUCCUUUCUGCGAAGGGGUUUUCCGUCUUUUUCCAGAUGUUAGUGAAAGCCCGGAAGCCCUUAGUGGGGCAUAACAUGAUGAUGGACCUGCUGCACCUUCACGAGAAGUUCUUCAGGCCUCUCCCAGAAAGCUACGAUCAGUUUAAGCUCAACAUCCAUCACCUAUUUCCUGUUCUCAUCGACACCAAGAAUGUAACGAAGGAUAUCUGGAAGGAACUGAAUUUCCCAAGGGUUUCAAAUCUUUCUGAAGUUUAUGAAGUCCUUAACAGUGACUUGAAUCCCACUAAGGAUUCUGCACCCGUGAUUGUUCAUGCAAGCAAGUGUGAGAAGUACGUGGAGACCAAGUGCCCCCAUGAAGCAGCUUACGAUGCCUUCCUCUGUGGGUCAGUUCUUUUGAAAGUGGCCCACUUGCUCCUACAGAGAGUGUCUGGCAGCCGUUCUGCACCAGAGCCCUCCUUCUCUCAGUACCUGGAUGCCUUGGCCCCUUAUGUGAACCAAGUGAAUCUUAUCCGCGCCGGGGUCCCUAAAGUCAACUUCUCGGGUCCGGAUUAUCCCAGCAUCCGACCUCCCAUCCUGGUCCUCAGUGUCAGGAGGUGGCUGGGGGUCAGCGAGCAGCAGGUCUACCGGGAGUUCCAGAGCCUCUGCAAGUUUGACAUCAGGCGCCUCACGCAGAGCCAGUUCCUGCUUCUGACCAAUAAGUUUAAGGACGCUCGGAAUGUCUUAAAGGAAUACAGACAUCACCCCGACCUCCAGGUGUCCCUGUAUCGGUACUGGCGACAUUCGCCAGAUAUCAACUGCUUGUUACAAGUCUGUGGCAUAAUCACCACGUGGGCCCUGGUGGCCUUUCUGCUUGGAAGACCCAGCGCCUGA
Molecule: messenger RNA, 1593 nt
Organism: Orycteropus afer afer
Lineage: Eukaryota; Metazoa; Chordata; Mammalia; Tubulidentata; Orycteropodidae
Gene: PNLDC1
Product: PARN like ribonuclease domain containing exonuclease 1
Exons: 19
Coding region: 1-1593 (530 amino acids)
Biological process (GO): nuclear-transcribed mRNA poly(A) tail shortening
Cellular component (GO): endoplasmic reticulum; cytoplasm
Molecular function (GO): RNA binding; poly(A)-specific ribonuclease activity
Source: RefSeq, a predicted model, not a curated record